Molecule: messenger RNA, 2921 nt
Organism: Ectocarpus sp. CCAP 1310/34
Lineage: Eukaryota; Phaeophyceae; Ectocarpales; Ectocarpaceae
Source: the annotation of a GenBank genome assembly
AUGGCGUCAAGCGGGGCUAGUUUGUGGCCGAUUGUUGGCCUCUUGGCUCUGGCGCCUGGCUUGCUUUUUCUUCGAACGAAGCGAAAACCUGACGAAGCGGACAUCGAGGAAGAAGAGGAUGCUGCACCUAACGAUACCAUCAAAGUCUACUUUGGCUCGCAGACAGGAACGGCCGAAAGUUUCGCGCAGAUAAUCGCUGCGGAGGGCCGGCGGCAUGGCUUCCACAUUGACGUGGUUGACUUGGAAGAAUUUAGUGCUUCGGAACUCUUGGAGACGGGCAAGGCUAUCUUUCUGAUGGCCACGUACGGCGACGGCGAACCCACCGACAACGCCAGCGACUUCACCACGUGGUUGAAAAACGAGAGUGGUGAACUUGAGAGGGAUUAUCUUGCUACUGUCGAGUUCACCGUCUUUGGUCUGGGCAAUACGCAGUACGAGCACUACAACAUGGUGGGCAAGAGCACAAACGAGGGAAUGGAGAAGCUUGGGGCACAGCGUAUGUUCGAGUACGGGGAGGGUGAUGAUGACAAUCAGCUCGAAGAAGACUUCGAAGCGUGGAGAGAGAAGAUGUGGAUGGCGUUGGUGGUGAGAUUUGGUGGCAAGGGCGGCGUAGAUGGAGUAGACAAAGCUGUGGACCUACCGUUCUCCGUCAAGAUGCUGACGGCAGCUGAAGCGGCGUGUCAUUCUGGGGUUAGUGAAACUGCCGCCGCUUCCUCGUCCAAGUUUUACUGGCAUGGAUGCGACGCACCCGUCGUUGUCAACCGCGAGCUCCGAGCUCAGGCUCCCGGGGUGGGAUCUACGCGGCACGUCGAGAUCGACCUCCAAGGCACCAGUGUAGGCUACCACACGGCGGACAACCUUGCCGUCUUGCCCUUGAACGACGCCACCACGGCGGAAAAACUGUGCGCACAGCUUGGCUACGAUCCAGACUCCUUCUUCACUCUCGAGCACGGCGACAACCACAAGCCGGUGUUUCCCACACCUUGCACCGUGCGAGACGCGUUCCUGCGAUUCAUGGACAUCAUGGCCAUUCCUCGCCGCAGCUUGCUGGAGCAGCUGACGCCUUACGUGGAGGACGACGCUGAACGCGAGGUCAUGCACCUCCUGAGCUCGAAGGAGGGCAAGGAGAUUUACCACCGCGAGGUGGAGGAGCCUGGGUGGACGCUGGCCGACCUCAUCCUGGAGAGGUUCUCCAGCCUCAGCAUGACGUUGGAUCACUUUUUGCAUGUCGUCCCCCACCUCCACCCCCGCUACUAUACGAUCUCGUCGUCGUCGUCCGUAUCGCCGUCAAGGGUGCACAUCACCGUGGCGGUGCUGGAGCAAGACCGGAGCCAGGGUCGCCUGUAUCGCGGCAUCUGCUCGAGUUUCCUCAGCAGCCUGGAACCUCACGGCGGAGCUACGGCGGAGGGAGCCACCGUAGACGGCAGUGGGUCGAAGUGCCGCGUGUUCGUGCGAGAAUCGACGUUCCGGCUGCCGGCGGACUCGUCUAUCCCGAUCAUAAUGAUUGGGCCGGGGACAGGGGUCGCCCCGAUGCGCGCGCUGCUCCAGGAGAGGGCCUGGCAGAAAGAGCAGGGGUUGAGUGUGGGGCGGAACGUGUUGUACUUCGGGUGCAGGUGCAAAGACCAAGACUACAUCUACAGGGACGAGCUGGAGGCGUACCAAGCAGACGGGACACUUGAUAGCCUUCGCUUGGCGUUCAGCCGUGAGGGGUCGUCUAAGGUGUACGUGCAGCACCUUCUCCGCGAGGAUGCUGCUGAGAUGUGGGGCUUGCUUGAAGGCGGUGCGUACGUGUAUGUGUGUGGAGGUACUAAAAUGGGCACCGAUGUACAGAACGAGUUCAACCACAUAGCUCAAAGUUGCGGGUUGAUGGGGGUGGAGGAGUCGAAGGAGUAUAUGAAGGGCUUGCACGACGCUGGUCGAUUCGUACAGGAGUUGUGGUCGUGAUGAGUUUGUACCCGACAGAGGUAGGGAGUUUUUUAGCUAGUGUUGUUAUGUACUCUCCGUCCGUAUUGAUGAACUGCGUGGGCAUACACCGAAAAGUUGCACGACGUAAUCGCUGUAUGAGUAUCAAAGCUUUUGGUGAGAUGGGCAUUUGUUGCCGUGGUAGUGUCCAUGGUGGACAUGGUGAGCCGCUUGAUUCUCUGUUGAAGCAAAGUACUCUGGUGUUAACGGUGCGAUACUAUUGAUAAUCCCAUCUGGCCCUUCUUGUGUGUAUCGAAGCUUCUUAACGGCUUUUUGACUGUUUCGUUGUCAUUUUCGUCGCGUUUCUGAAUUCGGCGCCAAACGUGUGUUUCGAUGUUCGUGACGUAUCGAGUGCCCCAACUCACCCCCGUAGUCCUAGUCCUGGGGUAGCAAGGCGAGUCUUUGGUGUAGAUUGCGAUGGUUGGCGAGGACCUAGUUCAAUAAAUGCAUGCAGUGGUGCAAUAUGCAAGCCAGGUGAACACUGACUCUUUUUCAUUAUUUUCUCACAGUCGUGAUAGUGUGGGUUUUGGGUUUCGUGCACCUCAUUCCGUCCAUAGAGUGCGGAGAGCGACUAGUACACGUCUCCGAUUCUUCCAGGGUUCGACACAUGCAGCCGCAGCAUUAGACGACUUCGCAGCGGGUAUUCGCAUUUUCUACAGCCGCCUCUGCGGUGUCUGUAGUGACGUAUGCUUUCUUAGGUGGUUGCAGGAAAGCAGGAAACUGAAAGCAGUUGCACCCGGGUGAGAGGGAAACGUGGGCAUAGUAGUAAACAUCGAAAAUAUUCAUUUGUGGGUUUGGCUUGCUUCCUGUGCUCCUGCGGGGAAGCCUCUUUUUUUGACAAGUUUUCGCCUUUUUUUUUCACGAAAAGGCAAACUAUUAUCGGUGGCUCGACAAGGCUUGGGUGCAGAAUAUACAAAGUCUCACUUGAUCGUCGAUACCGAUGCUUGGCGCACGAGCUC